Molecule: messenger RNA, 762 nt
Organism: Salvia splendens (bonfire salvia)
Lineage: Eukaryota; Viridiplantae; Streptophyta; Magnoliopsida; Lamiales; Lamiaceae
Product: pectinesterase inhibitor 11
Exons: 1
Coding region: 41-673 (210 amino acids)
Biological process (GO): negative regulation of catalytic activity
Molecular function (GO): enzyme inhibitor activity
Source: RefSeq, a predicted model, not a curated record
CACAAACACGAACAACUCUACCUCUAAAAACCUCCAAACAAUGAGACUCUAUCUCCUUUUCCUCUCCCUCCUCCUACUUGCCCCGGCCUCGGCCCGGCACCCAGCCAUCCGCAGGCGGUCCCGGGCCAGGGCCUUCAUCGAGCUACAAUGCCAAACAACGCUAUACCCCGACCUAUGCACCCGCUACCUCUCAUGCCACGUGGCCAACCUCUCGACAACCCCAACUCACCAAAAACUCGCCCAAAUCGCACUCAAGGUAACCCUAGACCGGGCCGAGUCGACCAAAGCCUACGUGACCGAGGUGGCCAAGCAACAAGAGCUGAAGAAGGCGAAGCACUACCAAGAGAUCAAAGACUGCUUGGAUCAGAUCAACGACGGCGUGGCGCAGCUGUGGAAUUGCAUCAAGGAGACGGAGAUGAUAAAGGAAGAUGGGGUGAGCAGAGACUUCCCAUGGCAUGCUAGCAAUGUGAAGACAUGGAUGAGCGCUGCUCUGACAGAUGCAAACAUGUGUAUUUACGGGUUCUCGGGCCGGGCCAUACCCGGGAAGACGAAGGCGGUUAUUAAGGCUAGGGUUUUGAAUCUUGAGCAGAUGACUAGUGUUUCUUUGGCUUUGUUUAAUAGAUUUGCUGCGAGGUAUAAGUCCUCUAGUUCUUCUACUCAUGAUCAACCUUAAUUAGGUUUUUUUUAACCUUUUUCCUGUUAUUUGUUUUGUUGUGAGUAAUGUAAGGGAAAAAAAUAUACUAUAUGUGAAUAGAGUAUAUA